Molecule: messenger RNA, 17993 nt
Organism: Acanthaster planci (crown-of-thorns starfish)
Lineage: Eukaryota; Metazoa; Echinodermata; Asteroidea; Valvatida; Acanthasteridae
Gene: ubr4
Product: ubiquitin protein ligase E3 component n-recognin 4
Molecular function (GO): zinc ion binding; protein binding
Source: RefSeq, a predicted model, not a curated record
UGGCGACAUCCGGGGGUCCCGGAGUGGACUGGAUCGCCGUCCAAAAAUGCCUUGUUUCUGCUUCGCAAUCAGGUUUUAGAAGCGGAGAUGUAUCUCUGCUUGUAGAUGCAAUUAUAGAGAGUGGUGACGACAUCCUGAAUCAUGAUGAUAAAUAUGAAAACUUUUAUUCCUGUUUUGUGGCCCUGUCUGCCCACUACAUCACAGAGCAUUCAACAUUGUUAUCCAAGUCCAUUGUCGGCCGCGUGGUCUCGUCCUGUCACACACUCAUGGACCUGUGCCUGCAGCGGAUGCUCAAGUACAAGCUGGCGUGCUCAGUCUCACAGCGGAACCUGAUGUCACUGGUUGAGGGUCUCUGCACAGGCACCGGGCAGCUCCAACGGUCAAACAUCGUCACGUUGACAGCCAUGUUGAAAGCCGCCCAACUUCCGCCUUCAACAACCCCUACAGAAGAACCAGAGUCAGAAGGCACAACGUCAACUACACUGGUGAAAAUCAGCGACACCCGCCCGAUAUCACAAGCGGAUUUCCUCAAGCAGUUGAUGUCAGCUUUUAGUGAGUCAACACCGCACUACAGCUCUUGCACUUCCCUGAAGACAGAAAAGUUGGAAGACAAGUCAACUCCGACCAAGACUGACCCCAGCAGUGACAUGCAGGCAUACUUUGCCGCCCGGAACAUUGAUAACCUUCACGCGCUGCAUGGCGCCGACAUCCUCCUGGACGUUUGCCUCAAUCUGCCGUUCUUGCAGCGCUACAUCAAUGCUUUCCGCGACGCAGCUAACGGCCUCCUUUUUGUGCUGCCCAGCACAGCAGCUGACGCCUCCUCCAUGAAAGCUAGCUUUCCCUCACUCCUGAACGACAUGACGAUCGUGUCGCGCGUCCUAGCCCUGCCGACCCUCGAACCCAUGACCCCAGACCACAUGGAGAAGCUGACCACCGUGGUCAUGAGCUGCCUGUUUGCAGCCGUCUCGGCCACCACCACCAGCACACUGCUUGCCCUGUCCAGUGGUCAGCCGGCCCGCAGUGGUCUGAUGGUGUCCACUCCAGCUGCUGUAGCCAAAGACGAGGAGCAGGAGAACAUAGCCUCACUCAUUGUACAGAAGGGGCUGAGUCUUUUCAAGGUCUUACAGAAUGCUGUCCAGCAGUCCACAAGAGCCGGCGGACACAACUUGCAGAACCUGCACAUGCUUGGGGCCUGGUGUAUCCUGCGAGACCUGGACCGCAUCCUCCAUCUCAAUGCCUCCUCGGUCCUCCCCGAGAAGCCCAAGGAGAAGGAGAAGGACAUCCCCGGCAGCCAGAAGGGUGAGGCAAAACCUGGCCUGGGGAAAGCUAAAGAGGGCGCCGCAACAGCCGCGGGAAGACCAGGCUCGGCAAAAGCAACUCAGAACAUCAGCAGCCUGACAGUAGCCCUGUCAUCUUGUGCCCUGUCUCUCCUGACUGCCUUACUAGAGGACCUCCACAUCGAGGGCCUGUCCACGAAGAUCAACACCAGUGACUCGGCCCCAGCUCGGCUGAGCAUCCUGCCGCAGUACACAGCCUGGCAGCGAGUCUGCUGCAUCAUCGGCAACAUACCCCUCACCAACUUGCUCAUCAACCUCUUCACGUCAUCCUACAAGAAGGCAUGUAUCACAGUCAGACAGCGGAAGAACUCCCUAGCCUCAGAAGGGGCCGACACCGAGAGCAACUCCCUCAAUACAAACUAUGGCGACGAAUUUGGCAGCUCGGAAGAAAGCAGCGAAGACGAGGAUAGUGAGCCCAUACUGGGACCCUGGUUUGAGGAGACCCUGACCCCCGACUCCGACCCCAAAGAGACGCCCCCUAACAAUCAAGGAACUCCUCCCCCAGUGCCAGGCGGGCCCAAGCCCGAGGCGGCGGCAGCGACCAAGAAGGAGGCGGAGAAGAGGGAGGACUCGCCCAGCCUGGCCGAGAUACCCGAUAAGGAGGAGCCUUCGCAGUACCUGAAGCUAGCCUCGGAUGUCUUGCAGUUUCUGACUGUUCACCUUCUCCACUCCAGUAAUGGACUGAUCCAUUACUUCCCGAGUCUGGCCUUCACAGAGACCCACAUCGCUGGCAUAGCCAGUGUCAUCAAAGACUUGGACAAAGGAACGGUCAAGACAGAUGACGCGGUCUUGAUGGAUAACUUCUCAGCCGCCCUGCUCCAUUUCAUCCACACCCUGCUGGCCUCUGAGACUUUGCCAGGCAACUUUCAGGAUUCUCUCCUCAGCCACCUGGGCGUCUCCCCCACCGCCAAGGGUCCCUGGUCCCUCAACAUCCCUCCCCGCACGCUGGCGGUCCUGGCCCACGUCCUGCUGCAACAGCAGCAACAGCAGCAGAGGUCCCCCUCCAAGGGCCAGCAGGAGGCGGCCGUGCCGGGCUGCUACAACGUGCUGCAGCGGAUCCUGGAGACGCUGAGAGACAUGGCCAUGAGAGGGGAACCGCUGACCGAAUCUGAAGAUCUGAAUGUGGAACAUGCCCAGCUGCUCAUGUUCAUCUUUGAGAGCCUGCCGACUACGAAGAAAAAAGACAUCCUCCUCCAAACAGCCUCGGCACUGUGCCAAGUAUCAAGGUCAAGCUACAUCAAGACCAAGUCCCCACUCGCCUUAUGUCGUCUGCUUCUCAUCUUUGAGUUCUUCGUCCACCACUUCUCCCAGGCUAGACCUUUCCUCUUUGAACAGGUCCAGUGGAACAUCUUCACCGUGCAGAGCACCGAUCCAGCCCUCAUGCUGUACCAGGAGGAGCGGGGUGGAAUAGCCACCACCAAGUUCUACAACCCCUGCCGGGAAGUCGAGGAGAACUACCGCAAGGCCACCACAAGCGAGACAGGCACAGUCGAGACAGACAGUUCAACCUUCAAGCGCCUCUUCUACAACCUCAUCUCCUCCGACAUGGACAACGGCAAAGAGGUGCCGCAGCUGGACCUACAGGCCUGUGAAGUGCUUUAUGAUGCCAGCUUUGACUACGGUGAGCUCUACCACUCGUUGGUGGAGUUGCUGGCGGCAGGAAGCGAGUGCGACACCAUCGCCAGACAGCAGGACAGACCACUCCAGUACACGGACGCCUGUGCCAUCCACUACACCUCGGUGGUCAGCUGGCGGCUGCUGGGCAGUCUGGCGCCCUCAGUGGCCUACAUGAAGCUCCUGGAAGGGCAGCACACGGACAGCGAGCGCAGCCUGACGCCCAGCGAGAUCCUGCACACGCUGCGCUGGGUGCCCCGCAUGGCCAAUGACAAAUACCGAGUCUGGAUCAGGGAUCAUCUGUCGGAGCAGCGAUUGCCGGUAACGGAAGCCGAGAGCUUACUGGACAUCAUCACCCAGCACUGCAGCACGGUGCAGUUUGACAUCCAGCUAGCUCAGGAACUCAUCGCAACGCAGCUGUCCCACAUGCCACUGUUUGUGAUGGCCAAUGACAUCGUCAUCCCAACCCACCUGCCCAGCCUCAAUGCCAUCUGCCUCCUGGACUGCAUCCUCAGCAAGGUGGAAACCUCCCUCAAAGAUCACUUCAUCGGAUCCAUCAGUGGCGACGAGACAGCCAAGACGUACAAAGUGUUGGAGAUAGCCAGCGACCUUCGACCCAUCCUCUUUCAACUACUCAAAAUGUAUACAGUCUUCGCAAGGUCCUGCCUGCUGGACCAGAUCCCGGGGCCCACCACCUUUGAAUCGCAGGCAGCAUUCAGCGUGGUCCUCCGCGUCAGCUCCUCCUUUGCCGCCAAGUGGCUGCCCACAGCCUCAGGCCUGCUCCAGAUCAGCGGCCUGCCCCAGCCGGUCCGCACGGCCGUGGAGAAGUGGAAUGCCAACAAUGGCGCCAGCGAGACCAAGGGCUUUGCCACAAUGAGGAGCAGCCAUGCGAUAGCCUCCGAGAACCAGCUGAACUCGGUACUUGGCAUGCAUCUCAACGCCCUCUCUUGUCAGACCGUGUUUUCCAUUGCGUUGCCUUUGAAACACGUCAUGACAGCCAUGGUCAGGUUAUGCACCGACCAACUCAUGUGGUGUGAUGAGGGCAGUGUUGUGAGUGCCUUGCAAGAACCCUGGAAGAAAGAACUGGCGGACGUCCUAUUUCCACUCCUGCUGGAUGCCAGCACAGAGAGCUUUGCCGAACUGACCUACGUACCCGUGGAGCGCCUACUUGGAGGUAGCGAUAGUGAGGAGUUUGUCCACAAGCUUCACUUAUGCCUGAUAUCAGCUUGCCAUGAGCUGAUUACAAAACAUGCCUCACCACAGAGCGGAUUGGAGGAGGCCGUCUUCCGAGAUGCCAUCCAGACCUUGGAGGCAGAGCUGGAGAAAGGCCCAGCCAAGAAGGCACUAGAAGUCUUCUACACGGAGGAAUCAGAUCUGGUACAGGUGUUGCUGUCAUCCGCCAAUGAGCAUCUAUCUGCAGAGUACGGCAUCAAAGUCCUCAAGUUCUUCAACCGACUCCUGCAAUUUGCUGAGGACACACCCGGCGACAAAUCCCUGGACAGACUGUGCUCCUCACUGACCCGUCUCUCCCUGGUGGACCCGGACUCAUUGCAGGGCUGGCUGGCCCGCAUCAUCCAGGACAGCCACCCAGGAGCCAAAGGUCAAGAGCACCGCGUCCUGCUACAGAGCCUGACCUCCCACAUCGUCAAGGAGAAGAGUCUUGUCGGAGAGGAUGUAGCCACAGCCCUCCUAAAGGCCCUUAUCCCCAUGGGCACCCAGCUGCUGUCCGGCGUGGGCGACAGUUUGGGCUUCUCGGAGCUGAUGCCGGUCAUGGUCAUGCUGGCCGGAGCAGGGUCAGGCGUGGGCCACAUUGAGCUGUUCAGGGCUGCAAACGAGUGGCUGGUCACCUGCAAGAAGUAUCUAUCACACAAGAACGUUGCCGAAAAGCUAGCUCUUGAAUCAGCAGAAGGAAAGCACCAACACAUGAUGGAGGCCGCCUGCUACCUACUGUCCUACAUCGCCAGCGUACUUGGAGCGCUCAAACAAUCCGGUGACAAGAGUUUGGCUCCGGCCUACGACGUCGACUCGGCCGCGCAGGAGGCAGAUUCCGACUGGGCCGAAGACAUGAUGCUGGAAGAGGAUGACUCAGGAGGAGAAGAUUCGGACGAAGACUCCCUCUGCAACAAACUUUGCACCUACACCAUCACCCAGAGGGACUUCAUGAGCCAACACUGGUAUCACUGUCACACUUGCAAGAUGAUAGAUGGUGUGGGUAUCUGCACGGUGUGCGCCCGCGUCUGCCAUCGUGGGCACGAGGUCGCCUACGCCAAGUAUGGAUCGUUCUUCUGCGAUUGUGGGGACAAGGAUGACGGCUCAUGCCAGGCCCUAGUCAAGCGCACCCCGGGCUCCAACCUUGACUCCAGCAUGUCCAACACGUCCAUGACCUCCCCGUUCUCAUCCGUGCCCUCGGGCGCCGACGAGAAAACCCGCAGCGCUUCCGUUGGCGCCCUGCGUCGUCACCACCACCACCAGCAGGCGCAGUCGUCACACCAGCAGCCGGGAGGGGCUACGCCCACCGCCCCCUCACCGACGGACCGUCCCCAAGGGGGCAUGCUGGGCCUCGGGGAAGCAGGGCUAGGGGGAUUGCCGCUGAUGAUGAUGACGCUGAUGACAGGAGAGGAACUGACCCGUUUCCACCAGAUGCUGGCCAAGCAGUUGAUGCAUUCCCAAGACAUUAUUUUGAGUCUUCUGGAGAAUGGUAGCACAGCGGUCACGGUGAUGGAGUUGCUACAGUACCUGCUGAGUCCCAUCGAGGAGCACUGCAAUCAGACCUCAGCCGUCGGGGCCACCUCCAGGGCCCAACAAGCCCUGAGAGACCUGCACAUGCUGGACAAGACCACUGAGUCUACUGAGCAACUCAUGGUGCCAACCCUGGGCUCGCAGGAAGGUGCCUUCGAGAACGUCCGGGCCAACUUCUCCGGCGACCAGGGCCAGACUAUCCGUCAGCUGCUGGGGGCCCACAUGCUGCGGCGGGUGGCCAUGUGCUGCCUGGCCUCUCCCCAGGGCCGGCGCCAACACCUGGCCGUCUGCCACGAGAAGGGCCGCAUCACCGUGCUGCAGCUGUCGGCGCUGCUGAAGCAGGCCGACUCCAGCAAGAGAAAACUGACCCUGACGCGGUUGUCAUCUGCUCCGGUCCCCUUCACUGUACUCAGCAUCACCGGUAACCCAAGUAAUGAGGAUUUCCUUGCUGUCUGUGGCCUCAAGGACUGCCACGUCUUGACUUUCACCAGCUCAGGGACCGUAUCCGAUCACCUGGUUCUCCAUCCCCAACUCGAAGCUGGUAACUUCAUCAUCAAGGCUAUCUGGCUGCCUGGAUCCCAGACCGAGCUGGCUAUUGUCACUGCUGAUUUUGUCAAGAUUUACGACUUGUCUCGUGACGCUCUCAGCCCGUGUUUCUACUUCCUCGUCCCCAGCGGCAAGAUUCGAGAUGCCUGCUUCGUCUUCUCGGACGAGGACACCCGCACGCUGGUACUCAUGUCUUCGGCUGGUUACCUGUACACUCAGCCCAUGGUUGAAGCCAGCGAGGCCCGGCACGGGCCGUUCUAUGUCACUAACGUGCUGGAGGUGAAGCAUGACGAGCUAAAGGAUUCAGGCGGUCAAGUUGCUGGCGGUGGUGUCUCCUGUUACUACUCACACACCUUGCAGUUACUCUUUUUCAGCUUCUCACAGGGUAAAUCGUUCUGUGCGUCCAUCAACAAGCAAGUCACCGAACUGGGGAAACUCUUCCCAAUUACACUGAAGAGUAAUGGCAGCAGUGGGGGUAAGGCUACCAACCCGCCAGCCCUGUGCCAGUGGAGCGAGGUGUCCAACCACCCUGGCUUGGUCUGUUGCCUGACUCAGACCACCAGCAUCCCCGUGCUGCUGAUGGUGGAACCGGACUGUAUCCGAAUCCAGGAGAUCAAGACGCUACCAGCCAAAGCCAAGGUACAAGACAUGGUGGCCAUCCGUCACUCCUCAUCCUCAGACCAGCACCGCACCACCCUGAUCCUUCUGUGCGAGGACGGCAGCCUUCGGAUCUACAUGGCCAACGUGGACCAGACGGGUUACUGGAUGUCCAGCCAGUUCCAGGCCACGGGAGCCAUCAGCGCCCUCAAGCCCAUACGCAAGAAGAAAGUCACCAAGUCUGGGUCAACUGGUCGUCCGUCCGGUGUGGUCACGUUCCCCAUCGACUUCUUCGAGCACUGCCAGCCCAUGAACGACGUGGAGUUUGGCGGCAACGACCUACUGCAAGUAUACAACGUGCAGCAGGUCAAGCACCGACUCAACACGACAGGGAUGUACGUCGCUAACACCAAGCCCGGCGGUUUCAUGAUUGAGGUCAUCAACAACAACUCGUCCAUGGUGAUGGUUGGUAUCCGUGUCCACGUCGGUGCCCAGUCCAUCGAGCGUGUGCCUUCCUACCUAGAAGUCUUCGGCCGGAGCACCCAGGUCCAGCUGACAUCUACGCGCAAUCGAUGGUUUGACAUUCCCUUCACCAGAGAAGAGUCACUCACUGCUGACAAGAAAUUCACGCUCUUUGUUGGUCCAUCGGUCGACCCAGCCGGUGUCACCAUGGUGGACUCCAUCAAAGUCUACGGCAAGACCAAGGAGAACUUUGGCUGGCCGGAUGACCCGCCUGAUGACUUCCCCUCCACCAGCGGGGGUGGGGCCAACCUCCCGCCGACCUCCAGCAGCGCCGCGCCGGCCGCCGAGACGGAAACGGCCACCGUGACCGCGGCUGUCGCGACCACCACCCUGUCCAGCCUGGACCGGCUGGUGGCAGCAUCACUGGAGGUGCUGGACGGGUUCGUGUGUCUGGUUAACAUGGAGGACAAGGAGACAAUCAAGCAGACCAUUCAAGACCUGGCCACUGAGCUGUUGACCCUGCCGACGCCCUCUAGUGUCCAAUCUCAUGCCAAGUCACUGCUCUCCACCAUGCAGCCAUCCAGUGUGGCAUUCCACAACCACAAGGAUCAAGCCCAGCUGCAACGCGUUAUCCAGUGCCUGGCUAGUUCCCAGAAACCCCAGCUGCGGGCACAAGCUGCCCCUUCGUGCCAACCCGACAGUCAACAACAGCAGCACCUUGAUCCUGAAGCCUACCAGCGUCUUGUCGUGACGGCACGCUCUGUGGCAGUGGCUCGCCCAACAAACCUGGUGCGGUUUGCCGACACCUGUGAGACGUUCACGUCCAAGGAAUCAGAUCUGGAGGUGACCAACCUAGAGGCCGAAGCCGAGGAUGCCACCAUGGAGCCAGCCAGCAGCCGACUGACCGGGCUGACGGAGCAAGAGUCCAAGCACUUCCUGGCCCGCAUGCUAGAGGCCUUCUGGAGGUUGCAUAGCUCCAAGCCAGCCAACGCCAUGCUGGCACCUGCAUGCUUACCAGGCCUGACCCACGUGGAGAUCACCGUCGGAGCACUAGUUGAGAUCAUCCAUGCCUUUGCCUGCAGCGACUUGGACAAUAUCCCUCUAGCCACCAAGCUGUACGUACGCCUCCUCAUGUGCGAGGAUCAGUCAGUCAGCUUUGCCGCCAAGCAAGCCCUUAUCAAGGUCAUGCGUCCCCGUCACAAACGCCGUAAGGUGGUCAUCCCCUCCCCGCAGCGUUGCAGCUCCCCACCGCCAGACCCCAGCGUGGCAGAGGAAGAGGAACCCGAAGACAAGGCCCCCCAGGGAGGCGGGGAAAUGCCUCUGGUGCAGGAGGUAUCGGAGGCGUCGCAAGACGAACCCUCCUACGAAGUCGUCGAGCAAGCUGAGCCGAUGGUCCUGGAGCCGGCCGAGGGCAAUGUCGCCGCCCAAGGGGUCAACCAGCUACCCCUGGAGGCCCUGCUUGGCGGCCGGAGCGGGGGCUUUGCCCCCAUGCUGGACAUCCCACCGGACGCUGAUGACGAGGCCAUGAUGGAGCUGGCCAUCGCCCUGAGCCUGCAGGACCAGUCGUCAGGCCAGGACGGAGGGGGCGGGGGAGGCGGAGGACUGAACCUGCAGGCCCUGGGGCUGGCUGCUCACCACCACCAGGGGCAGAGCUCGUCCUCACUGGAGGCGGGUACGCUGUCUGACACCACAGCCUCAGCUGCCAGUGACGAUGAAGGAAGCACGGCUGCUACCGAUGGGUCCACCCUGCGUACUUCCCCUGCUGAGCAUGCUGGCAGUGGAGGGUCAGAGAGCGGGGGCAGUGCUGUUGACUCCAUCACCGGGGAACACAGCGCGAGUGGUCGCAGCAGCGCCUAUGGAGACGGUGUCCACGAGCCCAUCGCAACACGUCCGGACAGUGCCGAGAGCAGUGGUCACCCUGGCAAUGCACUAGGCAACCCGCUGAUGGAUGGCGUGGAGAUGCCUGAGGGCGAGACAGAGACAGAGCGCGACCAUGGCCAGCGCAUGCAUGCCCUCCGCUUGAUGCUGCUGGAUCGACUGCUGCAGUACCUGCCCGAGCUUAGGGACGUGGGCGGGGUCAGGGCCAUCCCAUUUAUGCAGGUGGUCUUGAUGCUGAGCUCGGACCUGGACAUCGAGGAGGACAAAGACCGCCACUCCCUGGGCAGCCUGCUGUCCACCAUGCUGGCCGAGCUCAACCUGCGCCGCCGGGACUUUGCCGAUGUAGCCGAGCGCACUGCCUUCCACGAGGUCCAGUUGAUCAUCAUGCGGCUGCUCAGCGUCUUCAUGUCGCGCACCAAGUCGGGGACUAAGGCAGCCAGCGAGUCUUCCACGCUGAUUUCUCACGCCACGGCCUCAGCCCUUCUCAGCUGGGGUGCUGUUGACUACUGUCUGCUGAUUCUCAAGGCCCUCCUAGACCACUGGAAGGAAACAGAUGUGGACGAGGAUGCGUCAGGAGGCUCCAGUAACCUUCUCAAGCCUCAUCCAACCUCCUCACCUCCGGACAUGUCACCGUUCUUCCUGAGACAGUACGUUAAGGGCCAUGCGGGAGAUGUUUUCGAAGCCUACCCCCAACUCCUGACAGAGAUGGUCUUGCGUCUGCCCUACCAGAUGAAGAAGAUCUGUGAUGCCACCCCAUCUGUGGGGGUUCCUGUCUUUGACCAGGCCUGGUUCUACUAUCUGUGCGAGUACAUGAUGACUCAGCAGACACCCUUCGUCAGGCGCCAAGUGAGAAAACUCCUACUCUUCAUCUGCGGCUCCAAGGACAAGUACCGCCAACUGCGCGACCUGCACACUCUGGAAUCUCACCUCCGAGACAUCAAGUCCAUCUGUAGUCAGAACGGCCUUGAGCUUGACAACACCAGCAAUGUACCAAUCACCUUACCCUACGACACUCUUAUAACCCUGAUUGAGCAUUUGAAGGCCUGCCAGGAGAUUGCAGCAUCCCGCACCCUCAACUGGCAGAAGUUCUGCCACAAGGAUGAGACCGUCUUAUCCAGCCUCCAGCAAGCCAGCUUCUACCUAGAUGAGGGUGUGUCUCCCCUCCUCCUGCAGCUGCUGACCUGUGCCCUCUGCGGCAACAAGACCUCCUCCUCCAAACACAAGAAGAGCAAGGAGAAGGCUGAAAAGUCGGAGGGUAGGCGGGAUAAAUCUUCGGAAGAUAGCCAGCGCCAUGACGACAGCCUGUGUCAGUCCCUCAUCAACCAGCUCAACCGUCUGGCCGGCCGCGAUUCCCUCUCCCGCUUUGUCCGCCAGCACCUGCUAGAGUCCAACAACACCUCGGUGCGCUGGCAGGCGCACGGCCUACUCCUGCACAUCUUCAGGAGUUCCCAGUUCAGCCAACAGGAGCAGCUGCUGGAGCUGAUGUGGGAACUCUGGCCGGAGCUGUCCAGCUACGGGCGCAAAGCCGCCCAGUUUGUUGACCUCCUGGGCUACUUCUCGCUCAAGGCGCCGUACAGCGCGCAGAAGUCCCAGCAGUACGUCCAGAAAGCAGCGGCAUUGUUGAAGACACAGAACCAAUGUCUCGCCAAUCAUCCCAACUCCACCAUUUACAACAUGCUGUCUGGCCUUGUGCAGUUUGACGGCUACUUCCUGGAGAGCGACCCUUGUCUGGUUUGCAACAAUCCAGAGGUCCCGUUUUCUAACCUGAAGCUGACCACGCUAAAGGUGGACUCGCGCUACACAGCCAACUCGCAGAUCGUCAAGCUGGUGGGCACUCACACCAUCGCCAAGGUGUCAUUGCGCAUCAGCGACCUCAAGCGCACCAAGAUGGUACGCACCAUCAACAUCUACUACAACAACCGCACCGUGCAAUCCGUGGUGGAACUCAAAAACAAGCCCACCAUGUGGCACAAGGCUCGCAAGUGUCAGCUGGCCGCAGGCCAGACAGAGCUGAAAGUGGAGUUCCCGUUGCCCAUCGUGGCCGCCAACCUCAUGAUCGAGUACGCCGACUUCUACGACAACCUGACAGCCUCAGCCGAGACCCUGCAGUGCCCCCGCUGCAGCGCCUCGGUACCGGCCAACCCGGGCGUCUGCGGGAACUGCGGCGAGAAUGUUUUCCAGUGCCACAAGUGCAGGGCCAUCAACUAUGACGAGAAGGACCCGUACCUGUGUAACGCCUGCGGCUUCUGCAAGUACGCCAAGUUUGACUACACCCUGACAGCCAGAGCCUGCUGUGCUGUCGACCCAAUCGAGACUGAAGAUGACCGUAAAAAGGCAACCUCUACCAUCAGCUCGCUGCUUGAGAAGGCUGACCGUGUCUACCGCCAACUGGUCUCCCACAAACCACAUCUGGAGGCCCUGCUGAUCAGAGUACAUGAGGCCGGACAGGACAAACCGCAGGACGGCGUGGGUGGUGCAGCCAGCAGCAGUAGUGCCAGCGUCAACAAGACCAUUCAGCAAUUGGCCCAACGCUACUGCGGAGACUGCAAGGGUACGUUUGACGAACUCAGCAAGAUCAUCCAGAAAGUGCUAGCGUCUCGCAAGGAGCUGGUGGAGUAUGACCGCCGCCAGCGUGACGCCGCCCUCAAGUCCAUCAGCCCCAGCUCAGGGAUGACGCCUGUGGCCACUCCCUUGACCAGCCCCCACCCCUCGCCGUCACCCAGCACCAUGGCCGUCAGCCUGCCCAGCUGCAAGGCCACCCAGAGGAAUCAGGGUCGUUGCUAUGGUUGCGCCGCGGCCGCCACAGAGCACUGUGUGACCCUGCUGAGGGGUCUGGCCUCACACGCCGAGACGAGACGCAUCAUUGCUGAUCAGGGCUUGAUUCAGGAGUUAGUUGAGUACAACCUCCGCCGUGGCUCGGCCAUCUUCCGCAGCGAAGUGCGUCAGCUGCUGGCAUUGCUCACCCGUGACAACGCGGAUGCGACCCACGUCUUGAACGACAUCCUGAUGGCCCGCAUCACGGCCGCACUCAACAGUUACAAGUCUAACCCAGACCUGGCCGGUGCCGUUAGAAAUGAGAUGGCCCUCCUGGUCCACUCCGUAGAGAAAGAUGAUCCCUGCUGGGAGAAGCGGCUAAAAUGUGUGAUGAAACUGUUCUUGAUAGCAGUGAAGACCAACAGCCCCGUUGUCAUGGAGAACGUGACCUUGCCUUGUCUGAGAAUACUCCAUCUCCUCGUCAAGCCUCCGGCACCUGCCAGCAAGAAGAACAAGGAUAAAAACGUUGAGCAUCUGAGUACCGUGAAGCCGGAGGGUCAAGACGUGUACAUCAAUGUGCGUCAGUGGCUAGCCAAACAGGGUGUGGAUUACAACAUGUGGAAGCAAAGGAUACCCGCUAGCGCUCCAAAAGACAGCAGCGAGAAGCAAGCCAGCCACCAGGAGACACGGGGCAAGUACCUGAUGGAGAAGUACGCCCGGCGCUGGAAGCAAGGCCUCAAGCGCUCACCAGACAACCUCCACCUGGGUGGGGGCAGCACCUGGCUCAGGGGUGUACUCUUCUCCCCGUCCUCUCGGGCCGCCCGACAGGUGGCCUGCAACAUUGUGGAGUCGCUCUGCCAAGUGUCCAGUCGUAGACAGCAGAUGCUGGACCUUUUGACCAGCUACCUGGACGAGGUGGGGCCCAGCGGAGAGAGCGCAGCAGAGUUCCUGACGCUCUACCAGCGCCUGACCAAGGCCCCUCACUGGAAGCUCUACCUGGCUGCCAAGGGCCUGCUCCCCCACGUUGGGGUGCUCAUCACUAAGGAGAUUGACAUCCUGUUGUCUCUGGAGGAGACCACGCUUAGCUCGGACCUGUCUCAGGGAUACGCUCUGAAGAUGCUGACAGAGUUGCUGGCCAGCUUCCUGGAGGUGGACACCAUCCGUCGCCACUACAAGAGCAAGCUGCUAGGCCCCGUCCUCAACGGCUACCUGGCACUGCGCAAGCUGGUGGUGCAGCGGACCAAGCUGGUGGACGAGACGCAGCAGAUGCUGCUUGAAUUGCUAGAGGACAUGACCACAGGCACCGAGUCCGAAACCAGAGCAUUCAUGGCUGUCUGCGUGGACACGGUAAAACGCUACGGACUGGAUGACCUUCGAACUCCGGUCUUCAUCUUCGAGAGACUGUGCAGCAUCAUAUACCCAGAGGAGAACGACGUGGGCGUAUUCUUCAUGACCUUGGAGAAAGACCCGCAGCAAGAGGAUUUCCUCCAGGGGCGCAUGCAGGGGAACCCCUACAACUCCAACGAGCCGGACAUGGGGCCGCUCAUGAGGGACAUCAAGAACAAGAUAUGCAGAGACUGUGAGUUGAUAGCUCUGCUUGAAGAUGACACAGGCAUGGAGCUGUUGGUCAACAACAAGAUUAUCAGCCUGGACCUGCCUGUCAAGUACAUAUACCAGAAGAUAUGGUGCCCUGAGAACGAGGGUGAACCGAUGCGCAUCAUUUAUCGCAUGCGUGGUCUCCUUGGCGACGCAACUGAGGACAUCAUCGAAUCAGUGGACAACAACAGUGAUGAGGAGGCUGAUGAUGAGGAGACAUACAAGAUGGCGGGUGUGAUGAGUGAAUGCGAGGGACUAGAGAUCAUGCUGCAUAGGCUUGCCUGUUUGACGGAUCUCGUCCGUGGACGGCAGCUCUUGGCCGUUCUCCUCAAGUUACUGUGCUUCUGCACCAAGGUGAAAGUCAACCGGCAGCGACUGAUAGAACCGGCCAUGCAGGCUGUCAACAUCAUGCUGGCCGUCCUAAACAGGGUCCUUUUAGCCGAGAACGAAGAGCCCGGAUCGGGCGGGGGCACGGCUGUGACAGAGCAGCUCCUCUCCAUCAUGGAGGUGAUCCUGCAGGAGGCCAACAACGAGCCCCUGGACCACGGCAAGCCCACCGUCAUCCUGGCCUGCGACAAGAGCCAGCUGGUAGCCCUCCUGGACCGCAUCAACAGCCCCUUCGUCCGCUCCCACUCCUCGGUCCUCCAGGGCCUGAUGCGGAUCAUCCCUUUCCUGUCCUUCGGGGACAAGGAGAAGAUGACCACCCUGGUGCUGCACUUUGAGCCCUACCUGGACUUUGACAAAUUUGACGGCGAUCACACCCAGGAUGAUGAGAUCCAUUUAGAGUGCUUCUGUGCCAUCGCUGCAGGAAUUGAGAAUAACUCCAACGGGAAUGCGCUGAAAGAUCUGAUCAUCCAGCAAGGCAUUGUGGGAAAAGCCGUGGGCUACAUCACCCGCAACCUGCCCAAGGCAUCCAAUCUUGAGUCCCCUCCAUGGAAGGAGUUUCUAGCCAAGCCGUCGCUUCCCUACGUGCUGAGGCUCCUGACUGGUUUAUGCACGGGCCACCCUGCCUCACAGCUGCUGGUUGGUGCUGAGUGUAUCCUGGCCAUCCAUCGCAUGGAGCAGAUCUCCAGCGAAGAGGGCAUCGGGUCGCUGUCCGAGAACCUCAUGGAGUCCAUCAAGCUGAACCCGGAGGUGGCCAAGAAGAUUGAUGAGGUGCGAGCACAGACCAAGGCGGAGAAGAAACGACUGGCCAUGGCUAUGAGACAGAAGCAGCUAGGGGCACUCGGCAUGUCGACCAAUGAGAAGGGCCAAGUGACUGCGGAACGCUCAGUCCUGAAGCAGAUGGAGGAGCUGGUUGACGAAUCUGGCCUGACCUGCUGUAUAUGCAGGGAAGGGUACAAGUACCAACCACAGAAGGUUCUCGGAAUCUACACUUUCACCAAGUGCCACCCUCUGGAGGAGUAUGAGACCAAAUCACGCAAGACGCAAGGCUACAGCACUGUGUCCCACUUUAACAUAGUGCACUAUGACUGUCACAUGGCAGCCGUCAGGCAUGCCCGCGGCCGCGAAGAAUGGGAGAGCGCUGCGUUACAGAACGCUAACACCAAGUGCAAUGGGCUGCUACCACUGUGGGGCCCACAAGUACCAGAAUCGGCCUUCGCUAGCUGCCUGGCAAGGCACAACAUCUAUCUGCAGGAGUGCACAGGCCACCAUGAGCCCAACUACCACGCUACCAUCCAUGACAUUAAGCUGUUGCUGCAGCGCUUUGCCAUGGAGCGGUCCUUCAGCAACGAGAGCGGAGGCGGGGGACGGCAGAGCAACAUCCACCUGUUGCCAUACAUGCUGCACAUGGCGCUCUACGUCAUCAACACCACUCGCUCGGUUUCCCGCGAAGAGAAGAACCUAGCCACCUUCCUCAAGUCUCCACCCUCCAAGUGGGUAGAGGCCAGCUUUGAGAUCGACGGGCCGUUCUACUACUCGGCCCUCUGCCCGGUGGUGCUGUCGCCAGAGAAGUGGAAGGAGUCUCGGGUGGUGUUGUUGAAGAUGCUGCUGGCGGCAGCCCACGUCCGACAUAUCAGCCCCAUGGGGGCCACAACCUUAACUGACAAGCAAGUCAAGGACUACAUCAUCUACAAGCCAGCCCUGGUCUUCUUCUCCUUGCUAGACUCCAUGUACCAAAAGCUGCUGACGCCCACCCCACACCAGGGCUCCAGUUGGCCGGUCUCCCUGGCGCACUACAUCCGUCAUAACGACGAGGCCAUGCUCAAGGCGGGCGACGAGAUUCUGUAUCGCUACGAGGUUGACUGUCUGCCUUGCGAGUCGUUUGGUGAAUUUUGUGAUGUCACAGGGUUGCUAGGAGACAUUCAGAACCCAGACCAGUUCCUGGCAGACACCAUUAGCUCUAUGCCUUAAACGCGCGGUCAGCAUUUCCUGCUCAGAAAAUUCCCCAAGUCAUUUCUGUUAUUGUGUGUCACAGACAGCAUACUGUACUUAAGCCACAUAUUCACCUCUGUGAGAAUGUGAUCACAGCAGUACAGCCUUGUGCUGUCUGUCGUGGUACCUUUUUAGUUGGUAAAAGUCACACUUGGUCCUGUACCCUGUGUCUUUCUUGCCCUUGACUGGUCUUAUAUGCAGUGUUUGUGGGCCCCAGUGGCACAGUGCACUGUCCAAGUCCAACUUGCUAUUGGCUCUGCACCUAGCUCGCUGAGGGCGCCAGACUGCACUCACAGUCAUUGCAGUCCCCUGCUUCCUGUUCUUGUCGAACAUGUUCAUCGUUCUUUUUCACAGUAUCGUCACUGUUAGUGAUCUGCACAGCACUAUUUGUGAUCUUGUGAUUUUAAAGAUAUAAGCACAAGUGAUGUCUGAUAAAGUCUUAGAAUUGGGAAUGUGUCGUAUUUAGCUUAGAACUCAGUUUGUGCUCCUGAAGUUCGUAAUAUUGAAAAAGAAAGUCAGAAACUGGCAGAAUCUUGGCAGACCUGAAAAACAUUUAAAGAAAUAAAGAAAAUGUCUACUUGUAACCCAACAAUAAAAGUAUAGGCCUUGUAAUAGUAAGUGCAAAAAAUACAUGAGAAGGCUGUAAUAGGUUUGGAAUACAUGCAGUAUAACCUUUGAAAGUCGUUGGCCUGUGCAUAACUUGAAGUACCCAAUUUUUCUCCUCAGCGAAGGAGCAGAUUACAUAUGGUUGAACAUUACUGUGAAUUGUUGACAUGCAAAAUAAGGUUUUAAGAAAUUUAUUUAUAACCUAUUUACUGGUAUCCAGAGAUACCUGUUUACCUUUGCAAACUUGGAACUCUGUUAUUUUAUUUAUAUGCAGGUCUUAAAAUUUUGUAGAGAUGGUUUCACUGUGAUGCAUGUAUUUGAGAUUUAUGCAUUAGGGUCGAUGUAACACGGUUGAAACUUUUGCUUCUUGCUAUCGAAAGCCUUAGGCACCUUUUUUUUCAGGUUUCACAUCAGAAGUCUUGCAGAAGUCGUGGAGUGAUAAUAUAUUUACCCCUUGAAGUGUUUCUCAGAAAUUGUAGGAAAUUUCUUCUUUAGCAUUUCAACAAACCAAACCUAGCAGAUCUUAUUUUGCAGGGAUAUUUUUGUGGAUUUAAGCAACUGUUUGAUUUUUUUAAAAAUUAAUUGCGGCAAUUUGAUAGACUUUGAAAAUGUUAGUAUCUUAAAAUUAUUUACAAAUUUAAUUAAAGGGCACAAAACGCCUGUAAAUGGGUUUAACUAAACUUGGCAAGCUCAAUUUACCAAAUUUCUGUCGCUCUCUCAAAACUAGAGCUCUUCAGAUAAAGCAUCGUAAAUUUUGUAUUUGAUAUAGGUGUAAAAAUAUUCCCGCACAGCCCCUUUGUAUUUGAAAUAUUCAUUAUCGCUCAUGUUUUCGUACUUCAAAAUACGUUGGUAUGAAAGAUUAGGAACGUAAGCAGUUUUCUCUUUUCCAAGCUUAUGGGGACAAAACAUACAGACAUCGUUGUCGGGGAAAGAAUGAGUUAUGUUUGUCACGGAUGAAGACUUGACAAUUUAGAUUUGAUUGGGCAUUGAAAAGUCUGGACGAGUUAAAUAAUUUGACUCCAUAUAUUCAAGAUAUUGUUGUGAAGUUGAUAAUGUAAUGAUAUUUCAGUAGUUAGUUGCAAGUAGAAUGUGAUUGGUAAGUGUACACGAUACACAAGCCUCUUUCGUAAUGUUGUUCACUAAUAUUGAAAAACAAAAUUGUUGAAGUUGUUUAUUGCGAAGUGCCAAACUUUGCAUCAAAUGGUAAACAAAAACCGAAGGGACGACAUUUAAAUCUGCCUUGGAGAUUCUCAAAGCUCAAAUUUUUAGUAUAAAUUGCCUGAAAUGUUUAAUUUCAAAUUAUUUCAUGAAGCGCAUCUUUGAAUUUCUUUGUAGUGAUUUCUCGCCCCAAGCUAUUCAGCACGAGUACGUGUUUGUCAAGCUGUAGGCCUACUCAAGGUCUCCCGAGCUCAAUAUCUCCGUAAAUAUUUCCUCACUUUUACUUAAAUGCUGGCAAUCGUUGAAUAAAGCAGUGUGGCAUAAAAAAGA